UAUGCGUAUGGUUAAUGACAGACCCUUUCUGUCAAACCGAGUGACUUGUAAUUUCCAAAAAAUAUAAAAAUCCAACAAUUUUAAAUCGUUUUUACUAAAACCAAACUUCGACAUGAAUGUCUUGAAAUUGUUAUUAUCUACAGAUCCGCUAGCAGUAGACGAUCCACUGUGGUUCAUUGAGCGUCUGUGGUCACUAGCAGUGAACAACACCGUUUGGCUAGUCAUCGGAACUUUGACACUCGUGUGCUCAAUAAGCGAAGUUUGUGGAGUUCUCGGCUACAUGGCCUACAAACCGAAUUUCCAAACUGCCAUCAACUUUGCACCCAUGUUCUUUACUUCGUAUCACACCACACUCUGUUUAACACCAAUCCUGCUCCAGCGCAACGCUUUUCAAACUGCUCGAAAAUACGCGAACGAAAAAUUUUGGAAAAUCUCGACGGCGUCUUCUGAGGCCCUUCGCGAAAUUUCAGUCGACAUCAUAAUCGCGAAAGUCGCGUGGGUUACCAAUUUUAUUCUCAAUUCUUGUUCACCCUUCUUCUACAUUCCGUACAACGGGGUAGAUUUCGAUAACACUUUGCACCCAAUGAUUGCCAUUUUACCGCAGCUGAGGCUGCCGUUGACCGUUAAUUAUAUGAUUGUUUUUUUUAAUCAUAUACUUGUAUUUUGGAAGGUGUAUUAUAUAGUCCUGUACAUGCUUAAUUUGACGUACCUGGUUGUACAAUAUAAGCUACAAGUUACGAUACUCAAGUGGAAAAUUGUCAAUAUUACUGAAGGAUUAGGUAAAAAUGUUGAAUUGGGUUCUAUGCGAGAUGACGCAAACUGUCAGCGAGAGAUUCACGAGAGACUGAAGGUCUACGUACAACAUUAUUGGUAUCUGAAAGUGUACGGCCAAAUGGUGACAGAGAGUCUCAAAAUAUCACUACUCUUCCAUGUAUUCAGUGGAAUUGCGCUUAUGACCAGUUUGUUAUACCUUUCCUUGUUGCGCGACGAAAGUGCCGACACUGCAGCUUUUAUACUGGAGCUGGUCUCAGCCCUGUACAUCGCCUUUUUUUACGUCUUUUGGGCCGAAGCAUUUUGCGACCAGACCAACGUGCUAUACGACGCUAUCAGCCUGUCACACUGGAAUUGUUUUGACAGGAGUAAUUCGGUCACAAUUCUGAUACUCUACGAUAACCUCAAACGGAAAUUAUUUCUCACAGGUGGCGGCAUAUUUAUAAUGAGCUUCAGACUUCUUGUUUGGAUCGUAGAGAAGGUUGUUAACUUAUUAAGCGUACUCAAGUUGCUGGAGUCAUGAGCAGGGCACCGAAAUUUAUUGUAACAAAAAUACCUCUUUCUUAUUCGUGUAGAAAAUGUUGCACCAAGCUUUACACAAAACAAGAUGCGAUACUAAGAUAGGAGAACAUUAUUGAGUUAAUGGAAUUGAAUAAUAUCUUGAAUACAACAGUUUCAUUCUUAAUUUUUUUUUAUUUGUUCCACGGCAUUAUUUUCAUAAUGUUUGGUAUAUAUUUUGAAUUACCUCCCAAGAGGAAAGCUUACUCUUUCACAGCAUCGGUCCCUGCUGCCUGAUUCGCUUUGGAAACUGUUUUGUCUGUCAUUUCUCUAAACAAAGGAGGAAGAAGAGGUAAUUUGAGAGCUUUGACGGAGUUGCCGAAGAGGAGUUACAAAAGCAAGCACAUAACUUUAGUUUUUGAGAAUUGAUUUUAAGGAAAUUUUCAUAUAAGCAUACAUGGCCAGAGAAGUCAACAUUUUCUGUAAUUUUCACAAUAACCCAAAUUUUAAUCAACUAUUUGCUUUGGCUAAGACUUACAGAUAUUUCUUAUUAUAUACAUCUAAACAUUUGAAAAAUUAAUCAAAUAAAGUGUGACUGCGAAUCUACUCUAUGAAUAUGUAUUUAGUUAUUACCUUGUAAUUCAUUAAUACCCGGAAAACUGGAUUACAGCGACCUUUAUUAGGUUUAACAGUGCAUUGAACUUUGCGUUGAGAUUUACAUCGAUCAAUUUUCAAUGUUGCACUUAACCUCGUGGACACUAAACUGUCGGUAUGUCAGUCAUGAAAAGAAAACUAUAAAUAUUUCGUUUUGCAGGGUUUGCUAGAUUUAGAACGAUGCGUCUGUACAAUGUACUGCAUCAAGAGUUACUUUUUUAUGUAAAUAGUCAAUAUACCGCAAUAUCUAAUAUAGUAUUAUACAAAAUGUUUAAGAAGACCGUAGCCAACUAUCAGACACUAAAAUAAAUCGAAUUGAUAGAAAAAUCUAUAAAAAUAGUGUAAAAAUACGAAAACAAGGGCUGAUUUAAUGCAAUUUUAUAAAAUUUAAGACGUCUAUAAAAUCCUUUGUUUUUACUAAUAAAUUUUGUUAUAUAUUUCAUUUGUUAAAAUGUCGUUUGUCUAUUUAAAUGGUAGUUUUCUCAUAGACGUUCCCAUUUUCGAUUUAAGUUUUCUAAUUUAAAGACUGUAAGUAUACUGCGAGUAGACCAUUACAAAUUCAGAGAUAGGCAAAUUACAUUAUUGGUCAUUAUUUCGCCUCGAAGAAAUAAUGCAUACGCAAAAUUAUACAAUUCAAGACACACUCGGCAUUAAGGAUAUUUAUAAUUUAUUACUAAUAAGUGGGUAUAUACGGAGACGUAACUU
Cylas formicarius (sweet potato weevil) is the source of this 2628-nucleotide messenger RNA. RefSeq lists its product as uncharacterized. Gene Ontology annotation, molecular function: odorant binding; olfactory receptor activity. NCBI's taxonomy places the organism in Eukaryota, Metazoa, Arthropoda, Insecta, Coleoptera, Brentidae. The coding region runs from base 113 to 1294 and encodes 393 amino acids. The transcript has 7 exons. Gene Ontology annotation, cellular component: plasma membrane. The record is from RefSeq and is a predicted model, not a curated record. Gene Ontology annotation, biological process: detection of chemical stimulus involved in sensory perception of smell; sensory perception of smell.